AUGGCUCCUCCUACAAAACAGCAGCGCUCCCAGCGACUGCAAGAGCUAGCAAACCAACUUGGUGCUAUUCCAACCACCAACACCGCCCCCCUCACUGCCCUUGCCAACCCACCGACAUUUUCUGGCCCAGACGAUGAUCGAAAGGCGAAAGCCAUACUUGGGCAAUUCGAAAUUGAGUCUUCUCAAAACCCCAGUCUAAAAAAAUCAUGCAAACCCGAAAAAUACAGCGUGUACUCCUACGCCCAUCUCUACGAUGGACUGGCAAAGGUCAUUGAAGAAAAUGGCUUGCCAGGAGUACUUGAAGCGCUUCUGAAGAGGUUCAAAGAAGAGGGUGGAGACAUCAGCCUUGCGAGACAGGGGAAAUCGCGCAAGCUACAUAGCAACAUCCCCCGAGAACGUGGAUAUCUUCUUCAAAAAGCGACAACAAAACGCAGUGAGCCAUAUGUUCAGCUCCUGGUCCCACAUGGCAACCAAGUAAGUCUUGACGAGUCGCUUCGGAUUGCACUUGGGUUCAAGGAUAUGGCAAUCAUUAAACUACUAUUGCAGUAUGACUCAAUGUUGAUCUUGUCAUCAGGCGCCAAUGCAACACCUCACGAUACAGCCUUUUCUGAAGCUGUCAAAAAUAACGACGUCGCGCUCGUGGGUCUACUGUUGCGUGCUAGACACAGGGUCCCCAACGAAUGCAUCUCGCAACUCCUACUGCCCGCCGCCACAAGUAAAUAUGAUAGAAUCGUGACACUGCUUGCAAAGGCUGGUGCUGAUGGAGACCACGACAAUGCAUCUACUCUGAUGUGCGCGGUACGCACUAUGCAGGUGAAUAUCGUUGCCACCAUACUAUUAGGCCAAUCGCCCCCUUCAGGCCCCUCACUAGACCGAGCUCUGGCGUUAGUAUUUUCAGCUCCCCAAUCUGGUGCGAUUGGCAGUCACCUUAUGAUUGAGCUGUUAUUGUGUGCUGGUCCCGUCGGGGAUGCAGUAAAUGAUGGCCUCAUCCAAGCGACGAAGGAGAUCGGCAUCGAUCUCAUGCAGCUGUUAUUGAGAUACGACAUUGAUAUCAACUACAAGGCAGGUGCUGCUGUCGGCGACGCCAUCCAACACAACCGUACCUUCCUCGUCGAAAUGCUCCUCGAAGACCAUACUCUAAGCGCUACAACCGCGUCUGAAUUGGUCCACCACAUUCCUCGCGACGUUCCAUCCAUGGAAAAGACUGCAAUACUCUCGAAAUUAUUAAUACACGGCGCAUGCGGAACACAUUGUAAUGAGCUGCUGAUUGUAGCUGCAGAUCAAAACGACAUGGAGACUGCUCACAUCCUUGUCACGUACGGGAGAGAGCAGAACGGUCCUCCUAUUUGCUCUGUGGAUUACAACGCUGCCAGCUGCAUUAAAACAGCUUUGGUUCGGAAUAACCUACCGAUGAUUAGAUUUUUGGCACAUAAAGGUCGUGCAACUAGCUUCUCGCUCUCCAAUGCAUUCGCUGCCAUACCGCCGAAUCCGAAUGAGGAAUCCCACUUCCUAGUGGUUGAAACGUUGCUACGGGCUGGUGCUAAAGGUCCCGGUGUCGACGAUGAAUUACACCGAGUAGCGACCAGACCGCAGAGAUCCGACCGACUCGUCGACAUCCUUGUCCGACACGGAGCAACUGUGCUGGAAGAAACACUACUAGGUGUAGUCACUCAAGGUUUGGCGGAGACCCUUAGGAUACUUUUGUCUGGAAAUAUUGCCCCCGCGACUUGCACGGCAGCAAUACCACUGGCAAUGAAGCUCCAUGACCCGUUCAAUCGAUAUCAGAUCAUCCAGCUCCUCUUAGCUCCUGCCACAGCAGCUGGUACGGAUAACGUCCAAGUCUCUCAGGCUGUCAUCACUCUUCUACAGAAUACUCCUGAAGACAAUCACCUCCUAAACUUGCUUUGCCAAGACGGAAAAGCCAAUAUCAAUGCGCAAGAAGGCCUAGCCGUCGAAUUGGCCACGAAAUUAGAGGGCCUUGAGAUCCUGGAAGCAGUGCUCAAAAGCCAUGGCGGCUUACCUGCUUCCACCACUGUGCAGAGAGCUCUGAGAUGUGCUAUCGAGCUUCCUACAACAGACAUACAUCGUCGCGACAAGGUCGAGAUCCUACUUCAAGUGGUUAAGCCGCAGCAAGCUUUGGAUGAUGCGCUCAUCCAAGAGAUCAAAUCUGCCACUAUGGCAGAGUCGAGUGCUGAUCUUGGCGUAAUCAGAGUUUUAUUAGACGCUGGAGCGGAUGUGAAUGCACGUGAAGGCGCAGCGGUUUGGGGAUCCAUCAAUUAUCCAGACAUCAUGGAUCUCAUGCUCUCCAAACGUCCAAGCAUGAUCAGCCUCACCAAAGCCUUGCAGCAAGCCAUGAAUCUGAUAGAGCCAGCACGAUGCAUUCUGGCCGAGAAGCUUUGGAAAGCCGGUGUUUCUGGAGAAGUGAACAACAAAUCCAUGGUUCAUGUACUAAAGAACGAGAAGGAAACAGCGAUUUCUAUACUGAGACUGAUGGUACCACGUGCGGACGUUAAUUAUAAGGAAGGACAAGCGCUACGUUUGGUCAUCAAACAUAUGUUCAUCGAAGGCCUUGAUAUACUGCUUGCCGCAUAUCCAAUCAUACCAUCAAAUUCCACGAAAACCGCAGCAUUUAAGGAAGCUAUGAAUCUCUAG
Lachnellula hyalina is the source of this 2652-nucleotide messenger RNA. RefSeq lists its product as uncharacterized. The transcript is spliced from 3 exons. Lineage: Eukaryota; Fungi; Ascomycota; Leotiomycetes; Helotiales; Lachnaceae. The coding region runs from base 1 to 2652 and encodes 883 amino acids. The record is from RefSeq and is a predicted model, not a curated record. Gene Ontology annotation, molecular function: protein binding.